GACUGAAUUCACCGCAAAGAUGCAAAUCUUUGUCAAGACCCUCACGGGGAAGACGAUCACCCUCGAGGUGGAGUCUUCCGACACCAUUGACAACGUCAAGGCCAAGAUCCAGGACAAGGAGGGUAUCCCCCCUGACCAGCAGCGACUGAUCUUCGCCGGCAAGCAGCUGGAGGACGGCCGAACCCUUUCGGACUACAACAUCCAGAAGGAGUCGACUCUUCACCUUGUGCUUCGUCUGCGAGGAGGAGCCAAGAAGAGGAAGAAGAAGCAGUACACUACCCCCAAGAAGAUCAAGCACAAGAGGAAGAAGGUCAAGAUGGCCGUCCUCAAGUACUACAAGGUCGAUGCUGACGGAGCCCUCAAGCGUCUCCGCCGAGAGUGCCCUUCGCCCGAGUGUGGCGCUGGUGUAUUCAUGGCCUGGCACAAGGACCGUCAGUACUGUGGAAAGUGCCACCUGACCUACCUCUUCACCCCCGGAGAGAAGCCCCCUACCGCUUAAGCGUGUGGAUGGCGGUCUAGUGCACAACUUCCUCCUAGCAGUACUGUCUGCUGAGGUGGAUUGUCGGAGAGCGUAGUCAAGUCAUACGAGGGCACACUGUCAUCGUCGCUUUUCAGCAUUCCCCCUCUCUUUGCGUCGCAAUGCAAUCUCAUGCUUCGUAGAGUACAUACAUCAGUGUGAAUAGGUGUCUU
Molecule: messenger RNA, 690 nt
Organism: Microstroma glucosiphilum
Lineage: Eukaryota; Fungi; Basidiomycota; Exobasidiomycetes; Microstromatales; Microstromataceae
Product: putative ubiquitin/ribosomal protein S27a fusion protein
Exons: 2
Coding region: 20-499 (159 amino acids)
Biological process (GO): protein ubiquitination; modification-dependent protein catabolic process; translation
Cellular component (GO): ribosome; cytoplasm; nucleus
Molecular function (GO): protein tag activity; ubiquitin protein ligase binding; structural constituent of ribosome
Source: RefSeq, a predicted model, not a curated record